Saccostrea echinata is the source of this 732-nucleotide messenger RNA. RefSeq lists its product as uncharacterized. Bases 1 to 732 code for a protein of 243 amino acids. The record is from RefSeq and is a predicted model, not a curated record. NCBI's taxonomy places the organism in Eukaryota, Metazoa, Mollusca, Bivalvia, Ostreida, Ostreidae. The transcript is spliced from 3 exons.
AUGUUAACAGAGGUGAGUCUCGAUAUAAACAAAUUAACUGCCUACAUUGGGGAGACCGGACUACAAAUAAGAUGUCAUGCUGAUGGAAAGAGCGUGGUAAGACCAACAUGGAUGUCUAUAGAAUUUGCUGGAUUUCAAAGUCAGCGGCCCAUGGUCUAUCUGUUUAGGAAGGACGGUGAAGAUGUCCUUGAGUGGGGUGAGGAGUUCAAUGUCACACGGCUACAGAGUCACAUCACGGCCACAGGUCAUCUGGAGGGAUCCAAAUCCUUCCUUCAGCUGGACUUCAGUCACGUGAUGUGUGAGGAUGGAGGGCGGUACACGUGUAUUUACGCAGGCCUUGACGACCAGGGAAAGCUAAGAAAAUUUUCAAUGGCAGGGGAUUUCGUUGCAAAAGCUAUUGAUGGUGGCCCUCCGAAGGUUACCUUAAAUGGUAAACUUGUGAAGUCUUUCGACUCGAUAAAAGUAUCCCCUGGUGACAAGCUUCACCUUGUUUGUGAGGGCGAUGUUGGCAAACCACGUAUUCCUAUAUUGUGGCUUUUAAAUGAAUUACCUAAGCCACAGAGAGUAUUGGGCAAGAAAGAUGGAGUCAAACAAGGUCUUCAAAUCAUCCCUGAUGACAACCUCUGUUCAUUCAGGUCUAUUGUUCACUUGUACUAUGAGAUGGGAAAUAGUAUGGCCAUACUAUCGUGUAAAAUAGCCUUCCGGAAAGUCAACAUCUUUCUUCAUCCCUAA